CAAAGAUAAAAAAAGAUAAUUCAGGGUGGAGCAGGUUUGCAUGCUGAAAUGUUUUUGCUGAAACUUUGUUUUUUACGGUUCCUUUUUUGUUUUUUUUGUCAAAUCGAUGGUGUGAACUAGACUAACUAACUAGUGCAGGAAACUUAUCCGUCUCUUGCACAAAGUGUGUUUUGUACUCUAACCUCUAGCAUUUUGUACGCAUGCGCCCUGAAAUGUCAACAGCUCUGUAAUCCGACCAAUUAAUUCAGCGUCGUGUUUUUUCGUAAAAAUCGUGGACUUUGUUCGUCUUGGUUCAUUCACCAGAAAGGAGAUCAGUGACAAAAGUGAUCGGAAUCUGUGUCGUCCCUAUUUAAAGUUAAAGUUAUUGGAAAACUGUGACGAUGUCGGAGAUUUUACUGACUUUAACUUUUGGCACAGCAUCGAUUCUCUUGCUCUUUUUGCUGUUCAGCAGGAGAAGGAGAGAGGGAGAGCCUCCACUGAUAAAAGGAUGGAUUCCUUUUCUGGGGAAAGCUCUGGAAUUCAGGAAAGAUUCCUAUCAGUUUUUACAACAACUACAGAAGUGUCAUGGAGAUGUUUUCACUGUACUCAUUGCAGGUAAAUACAUGACAUUUGUGAUGAACCCGCUUCUGUACUCAGCUGUCAUUAAGCAGGGGAAGCAGCUGGACUUUCAUGAGUUUUCAGAUGCAGCAGCUUCCACAACUUUUGGCUUCCCUGCUAUACGCACUGCAAGGUUCCCUGGCUUGAGUGACAAAAUUCAGAAAUCAUUCCUGCUCCUCCAGGGCUCCUAUCUCAACUCUCUCAGGCGAAAAAUGAUGGAAAACUUACAGUUUGUCUUAAAACAAGAUUUCCUGUCUGCCCAAGCAGAAGGAAGAGAGAAUGACUGGCGGCAGAAGGACCUAUAUGAGUUCUGUGAACGUGUGAUGUUUGAGGCAACAUUUCUGACACUAUAUGGACGACCCCCAAAAACAAACACGGAUGCACACUUGCAAAGGAAGAGUUGGUUGGAUGCACUGUUGGAUAACUUUAAAAAGUUUGAUGCAAUGCUUCCUCUGUUAAUUGCUGGAAUACCCAUCAGUCUACUGGGAAGAACUAAAUCUAUUCGGGAACAAAUAAUUAGGUUUUUCCAUCCUCACAGAAUGGCAGAAUGGACCAGUCCAUCAGAGUUCAUACAGGCACGUGUGGAGAUUUUUGAACAGUAUGACACACUCGGAGACCUGGACAAAGCAGCUCAUCACUUUGCAAUUCUUUGGGCAUCUUUGGGCAACACUGUCUCCGCAUGCUUCUGGGGUCUUUACCACCUACUCUCCAGCCCACAGGCAUUUUCAGUUGUUCGAGAGGAGAUUUUUGGCAUGUUUGGAAACAAGGAGCCAGACUUGAUUCUUAGUCAGGACACACUGACUCAGGAGCAACUUGACAAACUGAUUUACCUUGAGAGUGCUAUUAAUGAAAGCCUCCGUCUUUCUUCGAUCUCAAUGAAUAUCCGGGUGGUUCAGAAAGAUUUUUGUCUGCAACUGAACCCCCACUUCUCAGUUAGUGUGCGUAAAGGAGACAUCGUUACUCUUUACCCCCAGAGCACACACCUGGACCCUGACAUCUACCCAAAUCCACAGGAGUACCAGUUUGACCGUUUUGUGGAGAAUGGGAAGCUGAAAACUGAAUUUUUCAAAGGCAAUCAAAAGAUCCGUUACUACCACAUGCCAUUUGGAUCUGGUGCUACUAUGUGUCCUGGACGAUUCUUUGCCAUUUCUGAACUAAAGCAAUUUUUGUCUAUCACACUGCUGAUGUAUGACAUGCAGCUCACUGCUGGUCAACAGCAUGCAACAAUGGACAAAUCCCGAGCAGGUCUGGGCAUAAUGUCACCUGGAAAUCAUAUCUUCUUUAGAUAUAGAGUAAAAAAAAACAGCAUGUAGAGACAGGGGCUGCAGAUAUGAGUGAGUCAAGAACUAUACCUGUAUUAUCGGCAGUGGAGGUUAUGGGACAAUAAUAGCAGUCAUUCCACUUUCAUGAUAAUUCCAAACUUAGAAGGUAUUCAAGGACGAAAAUGUUUGAUCUAGAGCAGUGGUUCUCUGCUUCAGAACCCAAAUUUUACGUUGGACACUGCAGUGUUGGUAGAAUGAAACUGUGAAAUGUAAAAAAACAAAACCAAACUCUAGCAAAGACCAAAAAUCCCAGCAACCCAAAAAAAUUUGUCUUACCAUAAGAACAAACCAGGGUAAACCAGGGGUGUCAAUCCAAGAUUUUCACAGACAACAUCAGGGAGACAUGUAAGUCGUAUCUUUUUUUUCACAUACUUACUUACUUCUUACCUACGUAACAUCAGCUUGCAUCAACAACAUAGGCUCUGAGAUAUAUAUACUAAUUAUAAUAAGUUUUUUAAUAAACAUAUACCUUUGUUUAAUCACACUUUUGAUUACAUUUACAUUUACAGCUACAGCAUUUAGCAGACACCCUUAUCCAGAGUGACUUACAGCUGUCUACCAGCCAAGUCUAUUCAUCUACACUUAUAAACACAGAAAAGAAUUUAGGUGUAAAUUCUCUCAAUUAUUCACAUUAAUUUUUAUCAUUUUCAGUGAAACUGUCCAAGGUAUAUGGCAACAUUAUUCAUAUGGAAAUAUUGCUUGAUGGUAUAAUGUUGUUAAAAUUUAUAAAAUGACAAAUUAGUAUGUGUUAUUACAGCUCCUACUCUGUUUAACAUCCUCUUCAGAUAAGCAUGUCACACUGUAUAUAAAUGUACAGAUCAGAAUUCAUAUAAAAUCUAAAAUUUUUUGGUAUAUUUCCUCAUUCCACGAAACUAAUUUUUGGUUAUGCCAUUGCCAGCACAACACAUGACUCAGUUUUAGACAUGAGUGUCACUUACAACAGCUGUCAAGCCAGCUAUGGCAGAAACCAUGUGUGUAGGAAGUAAAUAACAUUGAUUAUUGAGAAUUGAUUAUCGAUAAUAACAUUGAUUAUGACAAUAAAACUUCUUGACAUGA
Tachysurus fulvidraco (yellow catfish) is the source of this 2975-nucleotide messenger RNA. RefSeq names its product cytochrome P450 7B1 (gene cyp7b1). NCBI's taxonomy places the organism in Eukaryota, Metazoa, Chordata, Actinopteri, Siluriformes, Bagridae. The coding region runs from base 381 to 1910 and encodes 509 amino acids. Gene Ontology annotation, biological process: cholesterol homeostasis; bile acid biosynthetic process. Gene Ontology annotation, molecular function: iron ion binding; oxidoreductase activity, acting on paired donors, with incorporation or reduction of molecular oxygen; heme binding. The transcript has 6 exons. The record is from RefSeq and is a predicted model, not a curated record.